GUCUAGCAUUAUUUUCGGCGAGACGAACGGUCAGGACAUGCCUGACGUGCUUCCAACAGCGCGCCCCAUGCUCAGUAUUGCUAUUAGACCCAACUUAGCUCCGCCUGUUACUACUACCGUGGUCACUAAGGAUGAGGAUAUGACCGAUACGCCUCUCCCAGAGCAUUCUACAGUCAGGUCCGGCCGCCAUAUCUCUGAGGCUCCGACUAUCAUGACCAUAUCGUCUGUCAAUCGAAUCGAGCGUUCUACGUCCACGCUUCCUGUGACUCCUCUAACAUUUCUAUUAUCGACUGGACAGCCUCCGGCGACUUCAUCGUUGUCCGGCCCGACUGGCGCUGGAAGCACCAUCCAGUCACGGGCGAAGUUGAGGGCGCAGGUGAACUCACAUAACCAUUGGGCUAAUGGAAAGGUUCAAGCUUUAUUUCAACAGAUCGCUGAACUUCACCUCGCUCUUCAACAGGCUCUCUCAAGGACGGACGGUCCAGGAGCCAGGGAUAACUUUCGGAACGAGGUUCUUGGCUAUGUUGACAAUGCGGAGUCCGCAGCUGAGCUGGCCCAGAAGAUCGACUACGCAAUGAGGCAUCAACUGUUGACUAAUGCGGACUUCAACAAGCUUGCGAGACAUGCACACGAUGGGCAACAUGCUAGAAGGCGGAAGGCGCAAGGGAACAUUGCCAUACAGAACACGGGCAAUGCUCUGCAGACAAGCAAGCAGGUUGUUCUAUCUCAAGCCGCUGAUAAUGAUAAUGCGCUGCCAGCUGCUCCCGUCACGCCACUUGCUUCAUCUCGAGCCGCGUCCAAUGUUAUUGCGCAGCCAAUCAAUCUCGCCGCCCCUUCUCAGACGGCCAACGCCGGCGCUACAGUACUAGUCGGCCCCCUCAAGAGGGAAGAAUUGGCAACAUCAGGACCACAAUCGGGCAAAGAGGAGUUGACUAAAUUGCUGAUUGAGGCGCAAAGGAAGAUGAUGAACAAGACAGACAAGGCCUGGUCUUUGUUUGCGGGCAUGUUCGACUUUUCAUGGCGGAAACCAUCAGACAACGAGAUUAUGAUAGAUUAUGUUAUCAAGCAUCCUAGGUAUCAGGGUUCUGACAGCGGCAACCGCAAGAGGGUUAAUAUCGAAUGAACUAUCGAGGUGAUCAGAGGAUUGGUCGCCGAUCCGGCACCCUCCAGCUGUGAGAUCCUAGUCUGGACGUGCAACGAAGCACUAAAUGCUCGAGACGUCAA
Molecule: messenger RNA, 1224 nt
Organism: Alternaria alternata
Lineage: Eukaryota; Fungi; Ascomycota; Dothideomycetes; Pleosporales; Pleosporaceae
Exons: 1
Coding region: 38-1123 (361 amino acids)
Source: RefSeq, a predicted model, not a curated record